Messenger RNA from Fusarium odoratissimum NRRL 54006, 312 nucleotides. RefSeq lists its product as uncharacterized. The transcript has a single exon. Bases 1 to 312 code for a protein of 103 amino acids. The record is from RefSeq and is a predicted model, not a curated record. Lineage: Eukaryota; Fungi; Ascomycota; Sordariomycetes; Hypocreales; Nectriaceae.
AUGCCCACCAAUACUGGGCAUGUAGAGAUCAGCCUACGUGUCUUGUGUAACACCGUUGUUGAACUUGACCUACUUCACUACAUCAACACAAUUGGGAAUAACUCAACAUAUUCUACAAUUCCUAUCAUCGAAACGCCUGAUGCUGGAACAGCUCCUGACCAAUUGCCCGACAUCGCAAUCAUGAACACGGUAUCACAGCAGACAUCUCGUUCUGCUUCUGAUAGAUUCUACGCCAACAUCCGGGUGAAUACGCCAGGAACUUCUCUCGGAUCGGGCCAAGUUGCAACUGAGCACACUGCAAUUCGAAGGUGA